AUGGGCUGCGGGCACCCAGCACCUCCGCUCUCUCCCCAGGGCUUGCAGGACUGCAUGGCUGACCUGCUGCAGCCCUUCCAGGGAGACGCCAUCGACAUGGUGGCUGGUAUCGACGCCAUGGGCUUCAUCCUGGCUGUCGUCGUAGCUGUGCCUCCGAAGACAGAGGCAAAGGCUAAGGCACUGAAGGCCAAGAAGGCCGUCCUGAAGGGCGUCCACAGCCACAAGAAGAAGAAGAUCCGCACAUCGCCCACCUUCCGCAGGCCCAAGACCCUGCGACUGCGGCGACAGCCCAAGUGGCCUUUAACCACGGUGUCUCUCCCCUGCAGGCUGGACCAUUACGCCAUUAUCAAGUUCCCUUUGACCACAGAGUCGGCAAUGAAGAAGAUAGAGGAUAACAAUACUCUGGUGUUCAUCGUCGAUGUCAAGGCAAACAAGCACCAGAUCAAACAGGCUGUCAAGAAGCUGUAUGAUAUCGAUGUGGCCAAGGUCAACACAUUGAUUAGGCCUGAUGGGGAGAAGAAGGCUUACGUCCGACUGGCUCCGGAUUAUGAUGCGCUGGAUGUAGCCAACAAGAUUGGAAUCAUCUAAACUGCAUCUACCAAGGACUAAUAAACCCUGUGACACCAC
Molecule: messenger RNA, 627 nt
Organism: Pygoscelis adeliae (Adelie penguin)
Lineage: Eukaryota; Metazoa; Chordata; Aves; Sphenisciformes; Spheniscidae
Gene: RPL23A
Product: ribosomal protein L23a
Exons: 5
Coding region: 1-588 (195 amino acids)
Biological process (GO): ribosomal large subunit assembly; translation
Cellular component (GO): cytosolic large ribosomal subunit; ribosome
Molecular function (GO): rRNA binding; structural constituent of ribosome
Source: RefSeq, a predicted model, not a curated record